Molecule: messenger RNA, 2697 nt
Organism: Heterocephalus glaber (naked mole-rat)
Lineage: Eukaryota; Metazoa; Chordata; Mammalia; Rodentia; Bathyergidae
Gene: Ppef1
Product: protein phosphatase with EF-hand domain 1
Biological process (GO): detection of stimulus involved in sensory perception
Molecular function (GO): phosphoprotein phosphatase activity; manganese ion binding; iron ion binding
Source: RefSeq, a predicted model, not a curated record
CUGGCGGCCUGGAGUUCGCGACGGGAUCCGGCUUUGGAGGGUUAGAGCUUCUCUCUCCCCGCGCCUCAGACUUCCUGCCGCUUGUUACAGCCUUCACUUUCUGCCUGGAAUGUGCGUGUGGUACUGGAGGUAGAUCAGCCAACUUGUGAAUCUAAGUCGACAGCUAUGAAGAAGAAAACCAUGUGGUUUGUCUGGAAGAAGGAAGAAUCUAUAAUUGAAGGGGAUCAGCUAAGAGUGGCUCCUCAGCACAAAGGGGGGAGACGUCACACUUCUUGGAAUCAGCAGUUGAAUUCUUGAACAUAAUAUGAUUAAGAAGCCAUGGGCUGUGGGAAUUCUUCAUUGAACAACAAGAAAUCUGAGAAAGCACUGAAAGCCGCAUUAGUCAUCCAGAACUGGUACCGAGGUUGCAGAGCUUGGCUGAGGGCCAGACAGCAAUAUGCCCUUGCCAUCUUUGAGUCCAUUGAAUAUGCUGAUGAACAAAGCCAAAUGCAGCUAUCUGACUUCUUCUCCUUCUUGUUGGAAAACUACACACAUUUACAUAAGAAAGAUCCAGAAUUAUCAUGUCAGCUUCGCAAAAGCACCAAGGAUAGACAGGACUAUAUGGGGUUGAUAGAGGUCCCAGAUUCCUAUGAUGGUCCGCGGCUGCAAUUUCCUCUCACUUUCACGGAUAUUGUUUUACUUGUUGAGGCCUUCAAGCAUCAAAAGAUACUUCAUGCUUAUUAUGUCUUAGAGGUGCUAUUUGAAACCAAGAAAUUCCUGAAGCAAAAGCUGAAUUUCACUCAUAUAAAAACUUCUCCCUCCAAAGGCCUCACAAUCUGUGGUGAUUUGCAUGGGAAACUGGAUGAUCUCUUCUUGAUCUUCUAUAAGAAUGGUCUCCCUUCAGGGAACAACCCAUAUCUUUUUAAUGGUGAUUUUGUAGAUAGAGGAAGAAAUUCCAUAGAGGUCCUAAUGAUCCUGCUUGUAAGUUUUCUUGUCUACCCCAAGGACAUACACUUGAACAGAGGGAACCAUGAAGAUUUUAUGAUGAAUAUGAGGUAUGGCUUCACAAAAGAAAUUUUGAAUAAAUAUAAGCUACAUGGAAAAAAAAUCUUGCAAACCUUGGAAGACGUCUACACCUGGCUCCCAAUUGGUGCCAUCAUUGACAACAAAAUCCUGGUCAUACAUGGUGGGAUAGCUGAAUCCACAGACUUGAAUUUACUUCACUGCAUAGAAAGAAACAAAAUGAAAUCUGUGCUGCUACCUCCAGCGUCACGAAACUCCACUGAGCCAGAGAAAAUGAAAGUAGGUGAAAUCAUCAUGUCUGGGAUAAUCACACCAAAAGAUGUUUCUUCUGAACAGUUAUCAAAGAAAGAAUGGGAGCAGAUUAUUGACAUUCUGUGGAGUGACCCCAGAGGCACAAAAGGCUGUUUCCCAAACACAGGCCGAGGAGGGGGCUGCUAUUUUGGACCAGACAUUACUACCAAUAUUCUUAAUAAAUACCACUUGAAGAGGAUCAUCAGAUCUCAUGAAUGUAGGCCUGAAGGGUAUGAAAUCUGCCAUGAUGGGAAGGUUAUUACUGUAUUUUCUGCUUCUAAUUAUUAUGAAGAUGGCAGCAAUCGAGGAGCUUACAUCAGACUGGGUUAUGGCACAGCCCUAGAAUUUUUCCAGUACCAAGUAACUAAUUCAACAUGCUUGAAGCCUCUUCACCAAAGGGUUAAUGUUAUCGAAAGUAGUGCCAUCAGGAUAUUAAAAGAGAAAAUUAUUUCACGAAAAACUGACCUCACUCAUACUUUCCAACUUCGAGACUACAGUAAAUCAGGAAAACUUUCAGUGACCCAAUGGGCUUUUUCUAUGGAGAGCAUUCUGGGCCUGAAUUUACCAUGGAGAACUCUGAGUUUGUAUCUGGUAAAGAUAGACAAAGAUGGAUGCGUUGACUACAUGUCCAGCUUCCAGGAUAUCCACAUUGAAAAACCAGUGGAAGAGGCUGAAUCUACUUUAAUUGAAACUCUGUACAGAUACCGAUCUGACCUGCAGAUGGUAUUUAAUAUCAUUGAUUCUGAUUGCUCAGGCCAGAUCUCCAUGGAAGAAUUUUGGACCACGUGGAAACUUUUCAGUUCUCACUACAAUGUUCAAAUUGAUGAUUCUCAAAUUGAUGAGCUUGCCAACACAAUGGACUUAAACAAAGAUGGGAGCAUUGACUUCAAUGAAUUUUUAAAGGCUUUCUAUGUAGUGCAUACGUAUGAGAAGUUGAACACAUCAAAUGCCAAGCAUUCUCACUACUAAUGAAAGCUUCCCCUCAGGCUCCUUAUCAACAGCUGAACUCAAAUCACAAUCUCUUCCAGGACCCUUGAAAUUCAUAGUAAUAGAUAAAAGUAGAUACCCUACUUAUGCCACAAGCAGAUGUACAGACUGGAUGUUUGAAACCCUGAGCAACCUGAUUUGGUAAGAUAAAGUUAAACGUCAGCUGAUAGGAUUUGCCUCCAGUGUUAGGACUUGUACAUUGCCAGUUAGAAACUGCGUUUGAGCCUAGUGUUGGUUUCUUGGAUGCCACCGAACUGGGAGACCAAUGAAGAUUGAAAACAUACUGAAAGGAAGCACCAGAGGACCAAAGAAAACUAUGACGUGUAACAUCUGGAAGUGACAGGGAUAGGAAGAGGAACACCAAACUGUUAAUAAAAUAAACUACUUCCCUCUUUAAAAUGUAAUCUUUCUUUGAGA